This is a messenger RNA of Halichondria panicea, 1163 nucleotides long. RefSeq lists its product as uncharacterized. Lineage: Eukaryota; Metazoa; Porifera; Demospongiae; Suberitida; Halichondriidae. Gene Ontology annotation, biological process: peptidyl-tyrosine sulfation. The record is from RefSeq and is a predicted model, not a curated record. Gene Ontology annotation, molecular function: protein-tyrosine sulfotransferase activity. Bases 1 to 1041 code for a protein of 346 amino acids. Gene Ontology annotation, cellular component: Golgi apparatus. The transcript has a single exon.
AUGGACUUAGUACAAGGAAGAAUGAAGUCUUGUCUUCUGUCUGCCCUAGUGCUAGCUGGAGUGGGGAUCCUCGCAGCCGGCUACUAUUUGCGAGUGAAUACAAUUGAAGUGAAAAUGUCCAGAAAACGUAUGAAAUAUAUUCUACCCAACGGAAUACAGUCACUCGUACUCACGGUCAAAGAUGUUCAAGAUGUCCAGUCGUUUGUGUUCUUCGUGGGUUACCCUCGGAGCGGUCACAGCGUCCUGGCUAGUAUGAUGGAUGCCCACCCUAAUGCUAUCCUUGCUCAUGAGUUCAACCUCUUCCCAAAGCUAGACAGUAACCAUAGUCUCCGGUCAGACAGAAUGUCCCUGUACAAGGCUCUGUAUAAGAACAGCUACAAGCAGUCAACUCAGGGCUGGCGUAGUAUGAACCCUGCCUUCCAAAGCAAAGGCUAUGGCCUCACACUCAACAACUCUCUGUCUUGGCAAGGUCGUUAUAGACGCUUGCGAGUGAUUGGUGACAAGUCUGGAGGGAUCACGGCAAGACUGUAUCGUAGCCAUGGACGAAGAUUCACUACCUUGUAUAAACAAUUGUCUGAGUUAGUGAAGGUCCCCAUCAAGGUUAUCCACGUCGUCAGGAAUCCAUAUGAUAUGCUCGCAACACGACUGCUGUACAAGUUCUCAGAUGUGAAGAGAGAGAAGGCUCACUACACUCCAUAUCACCCCCUCAAUAACCCCUCCAACGUCACUAAAGCCAUGAUGAGUCUCUAUUCUGAGGCUGAGGCUGUACUCAACAUGACCAAGGCAUUGCAACUGGAUAUCCUCGAGGUACACAAUGUGGACUUUAUACGGAACCCCAAAGAAGAGAUGGGAAAUGUGUGUAAGUUUAUUGGUUUGCAGUGCUCCUCUGGAUACCUGAACAUGGUUGCUAGGAGCACCUUCAAUGACCUCUCCAUCACAAGGAGGUCUGUGCUGUGGUCGGAUGAGGCUCGUCACUUCAUGAAGACCAAGAUGCUCUUACUUCCAUUCUUUAAGCGCUACUCAUAUGAGUCAUCAUACUGAACUGAACAAUGCAAUGCACGACACUUUGUAUUAUCUGCUAUUUUUUGCCAUUGUUGCUAUAAUCAUGAUUAAGUUUUUUGUCAAUAAUUGUUUAAUACUGUAAGAAUUUUGUUGAAAAAUUG